AUGUCACCUUUCAAGAUGGUGUAUGGGAAAGCUUGUCACCUACUUGUGGAAUUAGAACAUAAGGCAUAUUGGGCGAUCAAGAAGUUGAACUUCGAUGCACAAUUAGUGUUCUUGUUUAACUCGAGGCUUAAGCUCUUCCCUGGAAAACUGAAGUCACGAUGGUCAGGACCAUUUGAAGUACAUCGUGUUUACCCUCAUGGAGUUGUGGAUAUCAAGAAUAUGGAUGAUGGAUCCAUUUUCAAAGUCAAUGUCCAGCGUCUGAAGGCUUAUCAAGGAGCUCUGCCCAUGCGUGACAAAUCUGCACUCCUCUCGCACGAUGUCAAAACUUGCUAA
This is a messenger RNA of Hibiscus syriacus, 333 nucleotides long. RefSeq lists its product as uncharacterized. The transcript has 2 exons. The coding region runs from base 1 to 333 and encodes 110 amino acids. Lineage: Eukaryota; Viridiplantae; Streptophyta; Magnoliopsida; Malvales; Malvaceae. The record is from RefSeq and is a predicted model, not a curated record.